AGGUGUUUGACUUUAUUUACUCUCCUGUACUCUCACACAUUCAUUCAUGCAUCAGUCAUGCUCCGGUCUUUCCAGGUGGAGGGACAAUGACGCUGCCUGCCUGACAAUCUCUUCUCAUUAUCAUUUCCCCACCCCCUCCAUCCGUCUCCCUCUACAGCUGGAUAAGCCAACCACUAACCAGCUUGACUCUCUCUAACAGAAGAGGGAUUUGAAGAUUGCAUCCUCACAUUUGUAAUCAGAUGUAGGAGAGGAUUAUCUCGAGGUCUCCUCCAUCUUGUUCGCAGCCAGGGUCUGCUGAGACAAAGGAGGAAGAAAAAAGAGGACUGUGGGGAGAGAACAGAGAGGGAUCACAUGCUGUCAGUGAAUGGAGCGUAGUUAAAGAUAGAGAGAGGGAGAGGUCACCUGUAGAUGUGAGGAGGGGGAGGAGGAGGAGGAUGAAGGCUUUCUAAAGAACUGCAGUCUUCACACAUCCAAAAGGGAAAGGAAAGAGGCUCAGCAGCAAGUAUUUCACUGUGAAAGGUUUUCCAUGGCAGAGGCCAGGUGUCCUGUGUCAGAGCGGUACCCACCAGGGGGAGCUGUUCCCUUGGAAACUACCCUUUCUAGUCAGACCCUCUUUGACACCUCCAACCGCUCAACACCGGCAAUAACAGCCUCCAGACUGGCUGGAAGAUCAGGUAACACCUCCCAGGAGGAGCCGAAGGAGGCCAGUGAGAUCUGUAAAGAACAUUUUGAUACUUCUCCUCCCAGAGAAACUAACUGCAAUAACCUGAGGGUCGGCGGAGAACCUGGCGGACAAGAACAAAGCAAAUGUGAACACUGUGCUCCCCCCAAGGCUUCAAACAACCCCCACAGUCUGGCUGAGACGCAUACACCCUCACAUCACAAAGAGCCCGGUGUGAAUGCAAUCAGUGGUAGCUGUCAGGCUGACAUGACAGUGCCGAGCAUAAAGCCAGCCUCACUACCUGUUCACAGGAGUCACUCAGACGCUCUAGUUAAACAAGCAGUGGCCCCCCAGGCUCAAAGCAGCGAGACUUGUGGACUUGUUUACCUUGGCGGAGAUAAGAGUGUUCAAGAGGCUGAGAGUUACUCCAUGUUAGCCUGUAAGCAGCCCAUGCAGCUGCAGCAGUGCAACAUAAUUACCACUAUUUGCAGAGGGCCAGCCAGUGGGGAAGGUGGCGUCCAGCAGCCUCAGAGCAGGUGUGUCUGUGUCUUGUCCCCCAAGGUAACAGCCAAAAUGGAGGGUGUUGAAGAAAAGGGCCACAUCCUCCCUAAAUGCGACAAGGCACUCUGCUAUGGCUCUUACAACCAUCAUGUAAAUUUCGAGGACACAUUUGCUGCUUACUGCCAUCCCCAACCUAUCCCGGCCCCCUCCCAGCUGCUGCCAGGCGGAGAGCCAAACUGUGACCUCCAGCGUGCAGCAGCACCUCCUUCAGCGACGAGCCACCUCUCCCUGCCUCGCCUCAUCUCCUCUGUCAGUGAGACGGGCCUGGAUGCCAAACAUCUGUUACGGUGCUGCAACCUGGGCUGCUCUUGGGUCAGCGUACUGCCGCCUGGCGCCGGGCCACAGUCCCAAAAACACUUUGGUGUAGAAGACUACUGCAGCAGUCCCAUUGGCCAUGUCAGAACCAUAACCCGUGACAUGGGGACUAUGACAGCACACAGGGAACUGAGGGAUGUUGGGGUGCAGACAGGACAGACUGUCACACCUCAUGUCUUUCCCCAGGUCUGUCUGGCAGAGGACAGCAAGGGUGAGAGCUCCUGCAGCCACACAACAAACACUGACAAUGAUGGAGGUAAGAAGCAGGGAGGCGCUCCCAAGUCCCCAGUGAAGGAGGUGAAGUGGGAUGCUGAGGGAAUGACAUGGGAGGUCUAUGGGGCCUCUGUGGACCCCGAGGAGCUAGGCCUGGCCAUCCAGAAACACCUGGAGCUGCAGAUCAAGGAGACAGCGAUCCAUGCAGCCAAGCUGACGCGGCAGAACACCAACACCUCACGGAAGGGCAGCAACAACGACCGUCAGAGAAAGAGGAGCAGAUUGAUGGGAUCCAUCCCAACACCGGCCUGCUGCGCUCGCAGCACUGCCGUUGUCGACUAACUGACCAGCUGACUAAUGGGCGGGUCAGAACCUGAACACUGUGUUCAGUAACUAGUGAGACUACUAUGAACCUCAAAUGUCACCCUUCUUAUCAGAAGGUCAGUGGAAGUUAGAAUAAUCUGCAUACCAAGAUCAAUGGAAAAGUUAUAUAUGAAAUUCAGACUUGCUAUUGAAAAAGGGAAAUCCAAAGAAAAAGUGCUGAAAGGGAAACUGAUGAUGAACUAACAACAGCUUUAUAUGCUAUUAUUCGCUUUCUAUGGUUCAAUAUCUUAGCUAUUGUAAUCCUGACUCCUGCUGUGCACUACCAGUGUUAUCAUACAGGCGUGUCAUCAGAUACAACAGUCCUCUAAUAAAUACUACUCUUGUAAAGCUUACAAUGAAUGUGUUAAAUGUUUGGACUGGAAUAUAAUCUUUUACAAUACAGAGACACCUUAACCCUUGACCAGCAGCUGGCCCUAACUCACACUGUCUCACCGUCACCCCCUGCUGCUACUCCUGUGACACACCAAUAGAGAAUAUGUCAGUAUUUAGAUCAGUAUCAGAACUGGUGUGUGUGGUGAUAUCUGCUAGAAGAACAUGAGUGGCACAUGUUGGUAGAACAGGAUACCACUGGUCAUUUUUCAAUCCUUAGUCUUUCCUUUAGUGUCACCCUCAGGAAAACCUUUAACUCCACUUCUGGUGAGGCCAACACUAUUAUUAUUGAAAAUAAUAAUUCAGGUGGUGUAAAAUAAGUAAAUCAAACUGGAUUGGUCAUUAAGUGUAUAAAACACCAUAUAGUGGUUUGCCUUUCAAAUGUAUGUGAAAACGUUUGUUUUCACCACUAAUUUGAAAGUAAAGGUUUGUAAAACAAUCUUGAUUUGAGUGUCCAGCACUCAGAUUAAAAAUUGUUGUAACUGUUAAAACUUUUCAAUGGAUUAUCCAAUCAAUCAAUGACAUAGACAGAGGAUCAUAGGCCUGGUGAACUAGUCAAGUCAAGUCAAAUUUAUUUAUAUAGCACAUUUCAUUCAGUAGGUGUAAACUCAAUGUGCUUAAAGUGAAAAUCAUACAUGACAGAAAUAUACAAUUUACAUACUCUAAACAUUACAUUAACAUUAUAUAUAGAACAGAUACAAUAAACCAUAAAAUAAUGUGUCAUACAUAAAAAAAAUAUAAAAACAUAUAAUACAGCAUAAAAAAUAAUGGUAGAGUAGGGUAAGAGGUAGUGGUAUUAUCAUUGUUAAAAGAAACAACAAUAGUACUGCUUUUAAAAGAGCCUUUUACCCUUUACCCAACUAAAAGCUUGAGAAAAAAGAUGUUUUUAGUCUGUUUUUAAAGGAAGACACUGUUGUAACAGACCUGAGUUCAUGUGGUAAAGAAUUCCAGAGAGUAGGACCAUAAUGACUGAAGGCACCAUGAGCUUUACUGUUUAUUUGAUGAUCUCAAGGAUCUGUCUGGCGUGUAUUCAGAGAGCAUGUCAACAACAUAAGAGGGAGCUAGGACAUUCAUAGCUUUAAAAACAAGAAAAAGUAUUUUAAAAUGUAUUCUUUGCUUUACUGGUAGCCAGUGAAGAGUGAUUAAAACAGGACAACUAAAAAAGACAUUAUUUGAUAAUCUUAACAACAACACUCAACAAUACAGUGACAUUUUUAUUUAUCUUUUAACUGUGCCACAAUAUGGUGGUGAGUAAUUGCGUAGAUAUUUUCUUAAAUAACUCCUUGCACCAUAGUUUAAUAAGAAAGUGGCUAAAAAAUUGACCUAUUCCAUAUAUGUGUUGGACUUGGAAAUUGCUCUGGUCCAGAUUACUUCUCACAUUUGCACUUGCACAGACGUCUGCACUUCCACUUUGGCAUUGUGAACUUGCACUGAGAGAAGGUUGGCCUAUUUGUACAAGUACUUGUACAAGUGCAGUUUACAUCCAGUUGGAAUACAUAAUUGGCAGUACAUCUCCUCCAUGCCCUCCAAACAUCAUCACUUGGGAUGGUGCAUACUGGAGACACAGAUGUUGUCGUAAUUCUUCUGAGUGAUUUCCAUUGUUCCAAGGCUCUGAAUACAACCACAGGAAUCUGGAUCUCCUUCAAAGCUGAAAAGACAACCGGAAUAAUUUCUCUGAACACUACUUCCACAAACCUGUGCACAACAACCUGCAAAGCCAUGGCUCUCUUUAUGCAUUUACUCGAUCAGACAACACAUCUUCCUUAAAGUUCAAGGGUAAGCAGUGCUGUGGCAAGUUGAUGUACAAAGUGCCUCAUGGAGGAAUUUGCAACUAUUGUCAACACGAUGUUCUCACCAUCGCCAAAGCUGAAAGAAUGGCAACAAACUUUGUCUGUAGGCUGUACUCCGAAGAGCCAAACAAGGACAAUGCUAUUCUCGAAGAAGACAGGGGAAGUGGAGAGAAUUCACCCAACAAGUGAUGCUUUGGAUCAACACUUCAAAAGAAGUGUCUUCCAAGCAAGUAUCUGAACAACAGGUGGAAGGAAGAGAAUGGCAAGCUGCUUCCGUUUUUGGACCAAGCUUCCCCUCACCAAGCAUCUAUUCAGCCAUAUAAGUAAUUUGUAAUUUAAUUUAUUUCAAGACAGGGACAGCGCACAAUAAGACAUAACCUUGUUAAUGCCAGGUUCUAGCAGAUUACUAUUUUCCACCUGUAGUUCCUGGGCAGGUUGACACACACACACACACACACACACACACAGUGUGAGUACUUGUACUUGUGACAUACGUAUACAGAUUAGGUUUUCCACUUUCUAUCUUUUUUAUUUUUAUCACCCAUCAUCGUGAUCCUAGGCGAUACCUCGUCCUUGGGAGGAUCACGUUAUUCCCACCGGUUCCUCUCCCUCCCAUCAGGCGCCCCGACCGACCAGAGGGAGGCUCUAUAGCGACCAGGAUCAAUGCAUGUUUUUGUUAGACAUGGAGGUGGGGGCACGCCUCCAACACCCACAGCGUCCUGGUGGGAAUCGAACCCAGGACCUUCUAGCUGUGAGGCGGGAGCGCUACCAACUACAAGUUAUUGAAUUAUUAAAUUAAAUGUAUUAAAUUAAAGUUAUACACAGUGGCACAGUUAAAAGAUAAAUAAAAAUGUCACUGUAUUUUUGGGAAUGAUUGUAGUUAGAGAAUUAAAAUUCAAUUAAAUAACUUAUUAUUUAGCUCACCAGACUUAUGAUCCUCUGUCUAUUUUUGUGGAUGGGCACCAAUACCGGAAAAAAAUAUGGCUUCUAUGGGAAAUAUGCUUGAAAUACCAGAAAAAAUAAAUUAUAAUAGCCAUACAUACCAUAUUUUGCUAAGACCGCUGGGGGUCGGGAACCACUGACACCACCUAGAGGCAAAUUUUUAAUCUCAGUGCUUGACACAAACCAAAAUUGUUCUGUAGACCCUUACCUUCAAAUCAGUAUUGAAAACUAAACAUCACUUUGAAAUUAAAACGACAAAUGACCUGUACACGGCACCCCACUAACAUUCCCACUGUGAAACACAAGCAUACUGCCAGGUUUUGUUGUUCCUGGGUGAAAAUGAAUGAUUCAGUAACUUUUAUUUGAGAAAACAUACAACCCCUCAAUGAAUUAAACAAGUUAAGUUAUCAGUUUAAAUAUAUUUAUACAGUAUAUAAACUGUAAGGUAUUAUAAUUUACAGUAAUUUAAGACAGACUUCACGCCUUACACUGUAAAAAAUGUCUGUACAUUUUACGGUGAAAAGCUGCUAAACCAUGUAUUGUAAGCAGUAUUUUUUUUAAUACAGUUUUUUUUUUUGAAAAAUACUCUACUGUAAAAUUCACUGGCACCGUGUUUUAGCAAAAAUAUACUGUAAUAUAUAUAUAUAUAUACAAGCCAUCAUUGUUUGCAUUUAUUUUGUAAAAUUAUUUUUUCUAACUGUUAAAUGUACUAAACACCAUAUCUCUAACAAAAAUAGACUGU
Molecule: messenger RNA, 5977 nt
Organism: Centropristis striata (black sea bass)
Lineage: Eukaryota; Metazoa; Chordata; Actinopteri; Perciformes; Serranidae
Exons: 2
Coding region: 527-2092 (521 amino acids)
Biological process (GO): neuron projection development
Cellular component (GO): plasma membrane
Source: RefSeq, a predicted model, not a curated record